GUAACGAACGGAAGAGGCUCGGCCAGACAUGGUAAUUGGUAAAACUUAAAAAAGUCCAAAUGAAAACAACAGUUGAAGGGAGUAACGUAAUCUCAUCUCUCCACCAACAUUCAUUCCCGAGCUGAGUCACCUCGCCGCUGCGCUUUCAAAUGGGUGCUGCAGAACCUGUGGUGGUUGAGAGAGGGAAUGAAAAUGAAGCUGUGGCAAGGGAGAAGGAACAAGACAUGGAGAAAGGGGAAGUGGUUGUUGAAGGGAGAAAUGAUCAUGAAGAAUCUCACCUCUCGAGUCUCCACAGGUUGAACCCCACUAACCCUUUGAGGAUUGUGAUUAAUAGCUCCACCAGAGUUGCAACUCCUUCUCCUGUUCAAUCUCAACGAUCUCACACUCACACUCACACUCACACGCGCUCCACUCCAAUUCCACAAGUCCAACACCCCAACCCGGCGACCCUGAAUUCCAGAAAAUAUACCAACAAAAUAUCCUUGUUUCUCUUUGUCCUCCACUUGUUUUUAGCUGUUGCGCUGGUGUGUUUUCUUGUGUUCAAGGGAGUUCAAGGGCUUAUCCAAGAAUCAGAAUCCAACAAGAGGAAAGAGAAAAACGUGUUGAAGUACUUUCUUCCCCAAGUGGAGGCUGCAUCUUUUAUGAGCAUAAUCCUUGCGUUUAUUUGGCAAGGGGCGAUUAGAAAAUGGCCCACUUUUAUGCUUCAUUUCACACUGUGGUUUACUUUUGUAAUGUCUCUGGCUGCUGGGGUUCUCCUUAUUUGCUUCCAAAAGCCUGCCACUGAUGGUGUUGGAGUCUGUUUCAUUGCCUUUGCAAUUGGCAAUGGCUUAUAUGCUUGUUGGGUUAGUCAUAGAAUUAAGUUUUGUUGUAAGGUCUUGAGUUUGGCUCUUCAACCUGUGUCCAAAUUCCCUGAUCUGAACAAACCCACUUAUCAUGUGCUUGGGGUUGGAUUCUUGUGGAUAUCUCUAUGGAUUUUAGCAGUGAUUGGAGCAUUGAACUUCUAUUUUCCUCCUUUGAUCAUCAUUGCAUUGGUGUUAAGUCUGGCUUGGACUACUGAGGUCAUGAGGAAUGUUGUUAACAUCACUGUUAGUAGGGUUGUUGCCUUGUAUUACAUUAGAGGAAUGCAAUCUAGCACCCAAUUUUGCUUUCUCAGAGCCCUGACUCGGAAUCUUGGAAGUGCUUGUUUGGGGUCUCUCUUUGUGCCUACAAUAGAAGCCCUGAGAAUUGUUGCCAGGGGACUGAAUUUGCUUGAGGGAGAAGAUGAGUUCAUGUUUUGUUGUGCUCAUUGUUGUUUAAGAGUCAUGGAAUCCAUUUUCAGAAAUGGCAAUGGCUGGGCAUAUGUACAGAUAGCAGCAUAUGGAAGGGGUUUUGUAGAGGCAUCCCAGGUCACUUGGGCCCUCUUUGAGAAGGAAGACAUGGUGUCAAUCGUAGACGCAGAUAUAACCAGCUCAAUUUGCUUCCUCACUGGAGUUUGCAGUGGCUCUAUUUGUGUCAUUGUUGUGGCUGCUUGGACCCAUAAAGUACACCAAAGUUUCACAGCCACCCUGUCCCUCCUCACAUUCUUCAUUGGAUACCUUUUGACUAGGAUUGCCAUGGCAGUGCCGCAUGCCUGUGUGAGCUGUUACUAUGUGUGCUAUGCUGAGGAUCCAGAUAAUAGAUUGUUUGAUAGAACAAUUAAGGAUCGUCAGGCCUUGUUAAAAACUGGCCGUGAUGUGGUUCCUACGCCUAGGGGAAUUAGGAGAUAUACAAGGACCUAAGUGCAUAGUUUGCUUCUUUAUUUUGAUUGAUUUUAGGACAUGGUUUAUGUGACCGUGAGACCAAAAGCUUUGAAAUUGAAGUCAAAUGUCAAUUGAUGGUGGCUGGCUGAGGAGGUGGCGUAGUUGAGAAUGAUCUGGCUUUAAGGGGUUGAGCCAUUGUGGGAAUCGAAGAAACGUGGAGCAAAUGCAAAAGGUAAUCAACUAGUCCACUAAAGAAAAGGACUUGUGGUCCCCUCCUUGUAGUGUUGUGUAUAUUUUUUUGCAUGUAUACUUUUAGGAUAUUCCAUAAGGUGAAGUCCCAUCAUUAUUUUAUUAUAA
Messenger RNA from Cajanus cajan (pigeon pea), 2075 nucleotides. Its product is annotated as Plasma-membrane choline transporter family protein. Gene Ontology annotation, cellular component: membrane. Lineage: Eukaryota; Viridiplantae; Streptophyta; Magnoliopsida; Fabales; Fabaceae. Gene Ontology annotation, biological process: transmembrane transport. The record is from RefSeq and is a predicted model, not a curated record. Gene Ontology annotation, molecular function: transmembrane transporter activity.